AGAUGCUGCCAUAAGCUCACCUGCCAGACCCCUUUCUCUCCUCCUGCUUUCACAACAGUGGUGCACUUCACCAGAGUCACUUGGUCCCUGUUGUUUUCAUCUGGGAGUUGUAUGCUCGAUAUCUCUGGCCAGCACACAAACAGCACAGAGCAUGGAGAUUCUGGGAAGGUGUGAGUCCUUUUCCCUCUGGAUAACUGUGCUGUCCUUUGGAAGGGUUCUCUCCAUGGAUUUCUCUUACCUGGGAUCCUCCCUGAGCCUGCAGUCCUCCUUCCAGGAGAACACAACACAGGUACUUUUAUAUUACCGAGGGAUUGCUUCUCCUUGUUCCAGUACCGAAGAUGGGAUUUGCAGGGCUGUGAACUGCACUUCCAGAGUCCCCUCCGCAGGUUUACGGAACUCCACAGCCCUGUGCCAGCUAGAGGGAGAGGCGGCCAUCUUCCCCGCUUCCCCUGGAUCCUUCCCCAUGAGGCUCUCCAGCUGCUGCUGGUCCCAGACUGUGUUCUCUCCCAGUGAGGAUAACAACUCCAGUGUCCAGUUUGAGCUGGUGAUGACUUAUACCCUGGGUGCUCGCUCUGAUACAGGAUCGACAAACACGUCUCCGCAGACUCCGCUUCUGCCUCCUCUCAGGAAGGAUGCACCCUUAGAUACGAUGGAAUGGGCUCCGAAGGCACCCACCCAGUGGAGCUGAUGGUGGAGGAUUUCCCCAGGAAAAUGGUGGUCCUGAAGUUUGAGGAUGGGAUGCAUGAGAUUCAGCCAUACAAUGCUUCAGGAGGGGGCGGGAACGAAGCGCUAAGUUCUGUCCCACUUCAGUUCACCUUAACAGUGGAGAAGCCAGUAGAGGACUGUGCCUUUGGAAUUAGAAGGCCAAUAUUUAUCAGCCCAACCCCAGGCGAUGGGGACAUGAUCAGCGUGCUGCCCUACGAGGACGUUUCCUUCACAGUGAUGGCUGUCAGCGCAAAAGAAAGGAUGGCGGACUUGCAGAUUCUGGGUCCUUACGGGCUACACACAUUGGGUCUGUGGAUGGCAGAUGAUCUCUGCACUGUCUCUGUGAAUAUCACCUGGGAGAGCAGGAACCCUGCAAGAUCGCACCAGGUUCCUGUAUGUUUUGUGGCCAGCACAUUGUCCAGGUUACAGUCUGAGCUCAGAUGCAUUUGGAUUGUGCAGAGGUUGUUUGUAACUUGUGACGUGAAGCUGUGUCUCAGCUUGAACAGGUCCAGGCUAUGCCCUUCAGGGUGCAGGUCCUUCAAAAGCAACGAUUCGCCAUGGAAGAUACUAGAAACAAAGAUCCAUCGGAUCACCGCUGGGCCAAUCCAGAUCACCAAGGGUCCUUCCAGCGGUACCAACUACACUGCCUUAGUGGUUGGGAUAGUGCUGGGCUGCACAGUGGUGUGUGUUGUCUUUCUGCUGUUGAAGAAGUCCUUUGUGGGGGUGCCAGACAGGAAUGUAUCCCUAAGAAUUUGAGACCAUCACUGCAAAGGGCAUUUAAGGCAGUCAGAUGGCUGGGAAGAUUACUGCACUUGAACUUGAAGGACACAACUGAAAAUUCCGAGAGAGCAACAGCAACAUUUGUGGGAAUCAGAUGCUGAGCAGAUUGCUUAUGGCAACAUUUCUGAGUUUGGUACAGGUUACCCUGGUGGCACGAAGCCCACAAUCAAGUGGUGUUUGGGUGGUUUAAAUUCUAGAAUCCACUAGGACACCGAUUAAAAAAAAGAAUAUGGAAAACACCACAUACUUGUGACUUUUAGAUGUGAUUUGCUUAAGGACUUGUCUUCACUGCAACAGAUAGCUUAAGUUAUGCCUCUCGUUAGCCUCACUCUAGUGAGUGCAACCAGGGCCAGCCUUAGCAAGA
Messenger RNA from Trachemys scripta elegans, 1849 nucleotides. RefSeq lists its product as uncharacterized. The record is from RefSeq and is a predicted model, not a curated record. Lineage: Eukaryota; Metazoa; Chordata; Testudines; Emydidae. The transcript has 9 exons. The coding region runs from base 655 to 1461 and encodes 268 amino acids.